AGGGUCUUUGUACCUGGUAUUUCUUUGGAUGACAAAAGCAGGAAAAACGAAUGCUGAUGUUUAAGGGCUAAAACAAGGAGUUUGUGUGUAACUGCUUGUCUUUGACUUCUGAGAGCUGAUUUGGUCCCUUGGUACUAGAAAUAGAUCUAACCAUUUGUCUUCAGAUAUUCACUGCCUAGUGUCUCUGUGAUGAAACUACACAGUCGUGUGUGAGCUUCUGAGAAAUGCUUCAGCACGUUCCUAAAUCUAGAGUACUUCCUCUGCUGAUGAGUCUGUUCACACAUUUAAGGGUCUGCAGGACAAGGACUUGUGCUUUUACACACCGACACGUUUGGUGUUUUAAUGCUACUGAGCAUGGCUGUGUGCAGCUGCCUCUUAGACACAGAACUUGUAACUUAGAAGCUCUAGGAAAGUGCCUCACCAUUCUGUGCAGCAUGGAAGUUUAUAUAAGGACCACACAUUUCUCUAGUAGUCCUUAGAGCAAAUCCCCGAAAUUACUUUCAAAAAUGAAAAAGUACAAAGAGAAAAUUGUAAAAUGAAAAUGUAAGCAGAAAUGGGAGCAUUUCUCUCUGCGGAGUGAUGGAAUUUAUAUAAUGAAUUGAAAAGGCAUAAGAAAAUGUUAAAUUAAGGUUUUUGGUGCUUCUAUGCACAUAGUCUAUUUUAAAAAUUAUACUGAGGGCUCUCUUAUGCCCCAUUAAAUUGCAGAAUUUAUAACUUUUGUUGUAACUUAUGUUACGAUGAUUAAUGCAGACAUUUGUGGCUUGGAUGUCCGCACUUGCUCAGCAGUAUUCUUUGGAAGAACAGCAAGUCAGUCCAGCCUAUUGUGAGAUGCUGAAGACAACAGAUGCCCUGAAAAGUUCACUGGAGUAAUUAUUAAAAAAAAAAAAAAAGAAUUUGGUGCCACCUAGGGUCAAAGAGAGAGACUGGCUUUUAUGAGCAUUGACAGUGUCCCGUCUUGAGGCUGUGCUGAUAGGUACAGGUUGUUUUCUCCCAGUUUGCAAAAUGACAGAUUUAAUUCAGGAAGUAUGGCAGUCAGUCUUAAUAUUUGAGAGCUGCCAGGAAGUUUUUUGGUAUAACCUCUGGAGCACUGGACUGGAAUUUUGGACUGUAGCUCUUCUUUUCUGCAUUUAUUGGUUAGCUAAGUGAUGCCAGCUAAAAUUUUUUAUUCUUCUGGGCCACACUUGGUUCUGUCUAUAAAAUGGUGAUAAUAAUAAAGAUAAAAGAAUACACUGAAAUCUACUGAAUACUUGGAAACUGGAUGAUGGUUUCGGUGGAAAGCCAAUUGGGAAUAAGCUAUUGUAUGACUUUACACUUGGUUAUGAGAAUGGCCUGGGGCUUACUUAACCCCUAAACAUAAUACAUAACAUUUUAAUGCAAGGAAGGAAGAAUGAUGAGUCUAACACCAAAUUUUAGUUUACAUUGCCCCAGUAUGAAAAACACUACUAUCUUUGUAGUUUUACUGCACAAGGCAAAUCGAUCUCAGCUGUGCUUCUAGAGAAGUCAUGGCUACUAGUUUUUAUCUGUAACAGUGCUUACAUCGACACAGUAAGUGUGCCUGUGGGUAAUGCUCCCCUAAAAGAUCUUUGUUCUCCAUCAGAACUCUCCCAAGGAUCCCCUCAAAUGGUACGAAGAGACUUUGGCUUAGCUGUAACACACAGGUUCUCUACGAAAUCUUGGUUAUCUCAGAUUUGCCAAGUUUGUCAGAAAAGUAUGAUGUUUGGGGUGAAGUGUAAGUACUGCAGAUUGAAAUGUCACAACAAGUGUACUAAAGAGGCACCUGCUUGUAGAAUAUCAUUCCUUCCCAUUACCAAAAUAAGGAGAACAGAGUCUGUCCCUUCUGAUAUCAACAAUCCAGUAGACAGACCAACAGAACCACAGUUUGGAACUCUUCCCAAAGCAGUCACUAAAAAGGAGCACCCACCAGCAAUAAAUCAUCUGGACUCCAGCAGUAACCCCUCUUCUACAACCUCUUCCACGCCAUCUUCUCCAGCACCUUUCCAGUCUUCCAACCCUCCCAGUGCAACACCUCCCCCAAACUUAUCUCCUAUGGGCCAGAGAGACGGACGAUUUAACUUCCCAGAAAUUCCCAGUCCUGCACAAACAGCACAGCCUCCAGAACCCACUGCAGACACAAAUGCUAAAGAACAGCCAGAUACAGAUGGAAUUAAAUACGAAGCAGAGGUGGAAGAACCUGAGAGUAAUAAAUCAGAACCUGAAGACGAUGAGGACGAAGUGGAAGAUCUGCCAAACAGAAGGCCGCACUUGCAGGGGAUGAUUUACCGCAAACCCAGCCAGACCAGCGUCUACCUGCAGGAAUGGGACAUUCCCUUCGAACAGAUCGAACUGGGGGAUCCCAUUGGCCAAGGACGAUGGGGAAAGGUUCACAAGGGAAAAUGGCACGGGGAAGUGGCCAUCAGGCUGCUGGAGAUAGAUGGGAACAAUCAGGAUCAUCUCAAGCUCUUUAAAAAGGAGGUGAUGAAUUACAGACAGACCCGGCAUGAGAACGUGGUGCUUUUCAUGGGAGCGUGCAUGAACCCUCCUCAUUUAGCAAUCAUUACCAGUUUCUGCAAAGGAAGGACACUUCAUUCAUUUGUAAGGGACCCCAAGAUAUCCCUGGAUAUUAACAAAACCAGGCAGAUAGCACAGGAGAUCAUUAAGGGCAUGGGCUAUCUUCACGCAAAGGGGAUUGUACACAAGGAUCUGAAAUCCAAGAACGUUUUUUAUGACAAUGGAAAAGUAGUGAUCACUGACUUUGGACUAUUUGGAAUUUCGGGUGUGGUUCAGGAAGGGAGGAGAGAGAAUGAAUUGAAGCUGCCUCAUGACUGGUUAUGCUACCUGGCCCCUGAAAUUGUUCGCGAAAUGGCCCCUGGGAAAGAUGAAGACAGGCUGCCUUUCUCCAAAGCUGCAGAUAUCUAUGCCUUUGGGACUGUGUGGUACGAGCUCCAAGCAAGAGAAUGGCCCUUCAAGAACCAGCCUGCUGAGGCACUCAUCUGGCAGAUUGGAAGUGGUGAAGGAGUGAAACAAAUCCUUGCAACUAUUAGUUUGGGGAAAGAAAUCAAUGAAAUUCUCUCAGCAUGCUGGUCAUUUGAUCUCAGUGAGAGACCUAGCUUCACUGUCCUCAUGGAUAUGCUUGAAAAACUGCCAAAGCUGAAUCGUCGGCUCUCCCACCCAGGGCACUUCUGGAAGUCUGCUGACAUUAACAGUAGCAAAGUUGUCCUGCGUUUUGAGAGAUUUGGCUUGGGAAUCCUGGAACCAAGUAAUCAAAAGAUAUAGCAUGGUGUGUGGUUGUCUUGUGAUAAUGUCUACCUACUUACACAUAAAGAAAUCUUCACUGAAUUUUCCAAGCUAUGAAACUGGUGCAGCCACAGCUGAAAGCCACACGACCAUCAAUUAACAGUCCUUUGUUGUUGGCAAAGGGUGAAUUCUGCCUGAGCACCAGCAGUUAUUUAAAGAAUGUUUACAUGAUACUUUUGCGUGAACUAUAUAUUUUUUUAAACACAAUAAACAGUGAAUCAAUUAACUA
Messenger RNA from Tympanuchus pallidicinctus (lesser prairie-chicken), 3523 nucleotides. It is a transcript of the gene KSR1, whose product is annotated as kinase suppressor of ras 1. NCBI's taxonomy places the organism in Eukaryota, Metazoa, Chordata, Aves, Galliformes, Phasianidae. The transcript is spliced from 14 exons. Gene Ontology annotation, cellular component: cytoplasm; membrane; endoplasmic reticulum. Gene Ontology annotation, molecular function: ATP binding; protein kinase activity. The record is from RefSeq and is a predicted model, not a curated record. Bases 1621 to 3273 code for a protein of 550 amino acids. Gene Ontology annotation, biological process: Ras protein signal transduction; protein phosphorylation.